Messenger RNA from Mesorhabditis spiculigera, 2160 nucleotides. NCBI's taxonomy places the organism in Eukaryota, Metazoa, Nematoda, Chromadorea, Rhabditida, Rhabditidae. The record is from the annotation of a GenBank genome assembly.
AUGAACAACGAACUGUUGGAAAUCUAUGCGUCGUGCACUGGGCCUGAAGACGUCAUCGAGAAGCAAAAAGAAUAUCUCGAGCGGAUCGACAGGGAGCACGAAGAAGAACGAAAUCGACCAAUGGAUCUUCCACCAUCUGAAUCCCAGGAUUCGCAAAACGCGGUGAUCGGCUCCGAACUCGAGUUCACGAUAAAAGAGGAAAAACUCGAGAGCCAGUGUUCCCUCGAGCGUCUUAACCGUAUUUUAGUUCUAUGGGAUUCUGAACUCCGCGGCCAUCGCGCUCCACACGCAGCCAACGAGCCCGCAACGUUACUACACCGCUCGUCCCGGCGAAAGCGCUGCUCCUGCGGCUGCUCAAACUGUGACCAAUUCCCGAAUCGACCUUGUUGCUCUGCAGAAUGCUGCGGUACGAAGCCACUGCCGCUAGCUUGUUGCCCACCGCCUCCGCCACCAAAACCCUGUUGCCAGCCGGCUUACGGUCCCUGUUGUCCAUCGACCCCGAAUUGUUGCCCACGUCCAUGCUGCCAGGGGAAACGACCGCCAUUCCUGGAAGACGAGGAAGACUACGAUGAGCCUGGCGGUAACCCACAACAACCGAGCCUCCCGUCGAGUGUUGCGACGAUUUGCCGCCACCUCGGAAAAGCGGAUGCGGAUGCCCGAAUGGCGAUUGCGGAUGCGGCAAACCCUGUUGUUACUACCAAAAUCCGUCGUGCUGUGCCCAGGGUCUCCCCCUGUUGCCCACCAAUUCUUCCAUUGCCAAAACUGCCGUGUUGCUUGAAGCCCUCAACCCCGCAAUGCUGCACCGCUGCCCCACCAUGUUUACGUGCUUGCCCGGGCUGUCCAUGUCGAAAGCGUGUGAUGCUUGGGAAACGCGCCAAACGCGGGGCUCACUGUAUGGCAUGCGCCGCCGUAAACGGGCUGACGGCCCCUCGCGCGGGUGGUCUCUACGAGCGCUCGCGGGCUUCGAGGAUUCGACGAGAUGCGGGGGGAUGUGCCCAAUGCGUCAACGGCGAGCCUGUCACGCAACGAGUGAAGCGAACAGCUUGCCAGCCCUGUACAUAUCUACAACCGCAAUAUUCUGAAAAUAACCCGUUCCUCCCCGGUGGGCCCCAGCUGAUGAGCCAGGUGGGCAGACCACUGAAGCGCAGCAAACGCGAAGAGGGAAAAUGCCUACCCCAUCCCCAAUGUACGCUGGCGCCGAAACGACGCUCGAGGCGAAACGUGCAUUCACAGUACUGCGAGCCCUGCGGCGGUUUAUAUGGUCGCCGGAAACGCGAGGCCGAGCAGGACGCGUGCAUUCGCAGGAAUCUGGAGCAAAAAGACCGGUGCGAGAAGCAGUUCCACGAUGAAUUUGAUGCCGAAGAUGGAGAGGGCUCUGUGCUGAUGCGGAUGAAACGGCAGGCAUAUGACGGCAAGGGAUUACUGGACCUCGUGAAGGUGAUGAGCAAAGCCGCUGCUGCUCCCACAGUGACCGCCGGUUGCGUUAAGUUCCCUGCAUGUGUUCUUGCUCAGAAAAGAAGAAGGAAGCGCCAUGCAGAACGGAUGGAGCAGUAUCACAAGGCACUUGCCGAGCACAAAGAGCAACAUAGCCGUGUAAAACGGCAGUUUUUUACCCCCGACCAGAGCGCAAACUGCGUCCCCUGCCCAGCUUGGGUGACCAUGGCAUUAGCUAGCCGGAAGAAACGUGGAGCCGCGGAAAAUGAUGAAGAUCUUGUCGAUGGACCGAAGAUGAGUCUCUCGGACGCGAUCAAAGAUAUACGCCGGAAAAAGGGCUAUGAGCCCGGCUUUAAGCACGGAACUCGUUCGGGUGGGCACUGUGACCAAACGCACGACUGCUUGAAUGAGGUAGAAUACGCCGUGUACAUGAAGGUCUACCAUACGCGGACAAAGAGAAGCGCGAAGAGGAGCAAGUGCACGCAAUGCGGAACCUCGGAUCUUUUGAGCAAGAGGGUCAAGAGGAGCUUCGGGCCAGAUGUCAACGCGUCAGAGCAUGAUUGCCUUGCUUUCCCUCUAUGUCGAAACCGCGUCAAAAGAAAUUUCAUCGAUUGCAAUAUCUGUACGGCGACACCGAAUCGUCGGAAGCGUACCGUGGAAACAGAGGAUCUCGUGGAAUUGCUACCCAUGCCCGCAGGGCUGAUCACCGGAAUCUCGACCAUUCCG